AUGGACCAAGAUAGAGCAUUUCUUGCAAGAAGCCAAAGAAAACUCAUUCUAGACCAAAAGAGGAAAAGGGUUACAAACUCAGAUGAUGAAAUGAGUAGUUUCCCGUCUGAACGAGCACCGCUGAUUCAGAUUGACCCCAAUGCAUUCUCUAUAAUUCCAGGUCACCAUGGAUGGAAAUGUGCUAAAAAUAAAAGGAAGGCUAAGGAUUAUUGUUGCAAUGAAGAGCAAAGUCAUCCACCAAAUCCAUUUCAGAGAAAUAUGCAAAGCAGAUCAAUUGAUGAUUUGCCUAACCGGGAUAGUCAAUAUUCAGACAUGAGCAUAGCACAUAACUGGACACCAAAAUGUAGUACACAAGAGAGUGAGGAAAAUAACAAUCCACCAAUGAAGCUGGCUCACACCAAAGACACACUUAGUAAUGCAUGCAGUACCCAAAUAAUAUGUAGACUUUCUGUUGAAAUGCCAUCAAAUUCAUUGGAAGAGACAUCACAGACAACAGGUUCCAUUUUAACAACGACAAAUGUUAGAAAACUUAGUCAAACCCAUACUGAAUACUACAAUAUUGGUGAUGCAAUACAUGAAUGUCAGUUUUGUCAUGCUCUGUUCUGUCUUCUACCACCAGAAGGUAAAAGUGCAAAGUUUGCACAACUCUAUGUAGUUGACACCCAGAAUGAGAUACAAAAUCGCAUGUCAAUUAUCAGGGGCGGUGAGAACAAUGCCAUACAUGAAGAUAUUGUUACCGACUUAAAGAACAUGCUUGACGAGCACAAUAUAUUAGUCAAAUCAUUUCGCAUGGUUAGGGAGUCGAUCGGGUUUGAAUCUAGACGUGAUGUAAAGUUAAGACUCUUAGGAAAGAGGGGAAAAGAUGGGAGAAGGUAUAAUUUACCUUCUGCCAAUGAGGUUGCAGCAUUAAUUGUGGGUGACUUUGAUAUAGACAAGACCGAUAGAGAUAUUGUGGUUGAGACUCAAAAUGGAAGAUUACAACGCAUUAAUCAACUCAAUCCAUCCUAUUUGGGUUUACAAUAUCCUUUAUUAUUUCCAUAUGGAGAGGAUGGUUACAGAGAAGGUAUAUCUCUCAAUAAAAAAAAGAUAGCGAUGGAGAGAUAUUCUGAUGCAUCCCCUUUAUUGUAUGCAAGGAGACUUUUCCAGCAGUUUCUGGUUGAUGCCUAUUCAAUGGUCGAAUCUGCAAGAUUAAAUUUUAUACGGCUAAAACAAGAAAAAUUUAGAGUGGAGAUGUAUAAGGGAAUUAAAGAAGCUGUAUUGAAUGGAGAAACUACACCAUCAUCUCGAGGAAAACGCAUUAUAUUGCCGUCUUCAUUUACUGGGGGACCGAGGUACAUGAUACAAAAUUAUCAAGAUGCAAUGGCUAUAUGUAAAACAGUGGGCUACCCUGAUCUUUUUAUCACUUUCACAUGUAACCCUAAAUGGCCAGAACUUGAAGAUUUUCUCAGUAAUAGAGAAUUAAAUCCAGAAGACCGACCAGAUAUGGUAUGUAGGGCUUUCAAGGUGAAAUUGGAUCAUCUUAUAAAAGACAUCAGAGAAAACAAAAUUUUUGGAAGGGUCAUAGCAGUGGUUUACACGAUAGAAUUUCAGAAACGUGGGCUCCCCCAUGCGCACAUACUGCUAUUUCUACAUCGGGAUGACAAGUACCCAAUGGGCGAAGAUAUCGAUCGGAUUAUCUCAGCUGAAAUACCAAACAAGGACCGAGACCCGGAAUACUUUGAAGCAGUAGCUCAACACAUGAUGCACGGCCCAUGUGGAGUGGCUAGGAAAAAUUCACCGUGUAUGGAAAAUGGGAAAUGCAUACGUCAUUUUCCGAAGAAAUUUGUUGAUGUUACAGUGGUAGACGAAGAUGGCUAUCCAGUAUAUAGACGAAGGGAUGACAGUAAAACAAUAAAUAAAUCCGGAAUAGAGCUUGAUAAUAGAUAUGUGGUACCACAUAAUAGGCAUCUGCUUUUGAAAUAUGGAGCUCACAUUAAUGUUGAAUGGUGUAAUCAAUCAAGGUCAAUCAAGUAUUUAUUUAAAUAUGUCAACAAAGGAAAUGAUCGUGUAACAGCAUCAUUCUAUAGAACUGCUAAUGAGGAUUCAGGAAUCACCGAGUGUGACGAAGUGAGCUUAUAUUACGAUUGUAGGUACAUAUCCCCAUGCGAAGCUGCAUGGAGGAUUUUUGGUUUCAAUAUUCACUAUAGAGAUCCAUCUGUUGUUAGACUUGGGAUGCAUCUGGAGGAUGAGCAAAAUGUCAUUUUUCAAGACCAUGAAAAUCUAGGAGAUGUAGCAGCAAAAGCUACAGUGAAGGAAUCCAUGUUCUUGGGUUGGUUUGAAGCAAACAAAAAAUAUCCCGAAGCCAAACGUCUGACAUAUGCAGAAUUCCCAACAAAGUUUGUAUGGAAGGCAAAACAAAGAGUGUGGGAUCCACGAAAGACUCAUGCAGUGAUUGGUAGAAUAUUCUUUGUGCCCCCUGGAUCUGGAGAACUUUACUACCUUAGGCUACUCCUAAAUUUUGUCAGAGGACCUACUUGCUAUGAAGAAAUAAGGAAAGUUGAUGAUGUGGUUUAUCCAACAUUUAGAGAUGCAUGUUAUGCGCGAGGUCUAUUGGACGAUGAUAGAGAGUACAUUGAAGCUAUUGAAGAAGCAAGUCAUUGGGGCUCAGGCCAAUUUUUGAGGAAGCUUUUUGCAACACUAUUAUUUUCAAAUUCAAUGACUAGACCAGAGCAUGUGUGGGAGAACACAUGGAGUUUCUUAUGUGAUGAUAUAUUACAAAGGCAAAGAAGAAUACUUGAUAAUUCCGAAUUACACCUUACAGAAGAAGAGCUAAAGGAUCUAACUCUUAUUGAUGUGGAAAACAUCUUGAAGAGCUAUAACAAGAGCCUCAAAGACUUCCCUACAAUGCCUUUCCCGGCCAUCGACACAAGCACCAAUAUAUUGAAUUCCCCCGGAAUUAAUCGCUUAAUUUGUGACGAGCUCCGAUACGAUAGACGUCAGCUAACCAGUGAACACGCCAAUUUAGUCCAGCAGCUUACAGAUGAACAAAGAAAAGUUUAUGAACAGAUAAUGGCUGCUGUAAAUAGCAGGGAAGGUGGGGUAUUUUUUCUUUAUGGUUAUGGAGGUACAGGGAAGACAUUUGUUUGGAAGACAUUAGCAUCUGCAUUGAGGUCAAAAGGAGACAUUGUAUUGACAGUUGCAUCGAGUGGGAUAGCAUCGCUCUUAUUACCAGGUGGUAGGACAGCACACUCACGCUUUGCAAUACCGCUAAAUCUUGAUGAGUUUUCUACAUGCAACAUAAAACAGGGUAGUAAUUUAGCUGAUUUGUUCAAGGCUAAGUUUGAUUAUUUGGGAUGA
Messenger RNA from Arachis stenosperma, 3336 nucleotides. RefSeq lists its product as uncharacterized. Gene Ontology annotation, molecular function: DNA helicase activity. NCBI's taxonomy places the organism in Eukaryota, Viridiplantae, Streptophyta, Magnoliopsida, Fabales, Fabaceae. The transcript has 10 exons. The record is from RefSeq and is a predicted model, not a curated record. Bases 1 to 3336 code for a protein of 1111 amino acids. Gene Ontology annotation, biological process: telomere maintenance; DNA repair.